Molecule: messenger RNA, 2230 nt
Organism: Linum trigynum
Lineage: Eukaryota; Viridiplantae; Streptophyta; Magnoliopsida; Malpighiales; Linaceae
Source: the annotation of a GenBank genome assembly
UGUGAUUUCGACGACAUUCUCAACCCUAAACAAAGAAAAUCGUCAUGGUAUCAGAGCGACCGUUCUGAGCCCGUUUCCGCAACGCGAUGUCCGGGCAAUCCGAGGCUGAAUCGACAGAUGAAGCUCGGCGUGCCGGUGGCGUCUUCGACAACACAAAUUCUCCAUUUGGGACUGUGUAGGUGACCAGAGCGGCAACAAUGGAGUCAUCGUCUUUGGUAGCCCACUCUACCUUAACCCAAAUGAGAAUUUCACUCAACCCAUCGUGUCUGAGUCGUUGGAUGGGACUAAUUACUCCAUGUGGAGUAGAUCUAUGAAGAAGGCAUUGAAAAUGAAGCACAAGUUAUGCUUCAUUGAUGGAUCUAUGGCGAUUCCAGCCAGAAACGAUCCAAGCUAUCUUCUGUGGGAUAGUUGCAAUAUAGCUGUAGUUACUUGGAUUCUUAAUACACUGUAGAAAGAUAUCAAGAGAUCUGUUAUGAGUCAUGAGAAUGCCAAAACCUUGUGGGAUGAGCUUCAUCGUAGGUUUGGUCAGUUAAAUGCCAAUAGAUUGACAAAUCUUGAGGAUGAGAUUCAUCGUUGCAAACAGGGUUCCAUGACUAUCACUCAAUACUACACUCUAAUCAAGGGCUUAUGGGAUGAAUACUCAGAAUAUAGUCCUAUUGUUGAGUGUAAUUGCAUUUCAGGAAACCCAAUACCUUGCACUGCAGUGGUAGCAUACAACCAGAAGCAAGAGACUGAUUAUUUGAUUAAAUUUCUUAGGGGUCUGAACCCAGAGUUUGAAGGGGUAAAGAAACAACUCCUGAUGUUGAAGCCUCUACCUACAGUAGCUGAUGCAGUAGAUGAUUUGCUGCAACAUGAGCAAGAGUUGAAAGCUAACACAUCAGGAAGUGGGAAAAGGUCACAGACUGUGGCACUUGCUACAAUCCGAGGCUACCAAAGCAGCUGAGUCUACUGAAAGGAAUCAUGGCAAGAAAUACUGCAAGUUCUGCAAGAAGACCAACCAUAAUAUUGAGGAAUGUUGGACUUAUAAGAGGAAGGUUAAGGAACAGGAACAGGCAGGUGGUGUACAGCCUGGGCUCCAGAAAUUUGUUGGUUCAGUGUCACACAGCAACUCUAGUGGUAGUGAAUCACCAUCUGAAGUCAAUUACCACAGUGAAGCCAGUAUGGUAAGUCAUCCUCCUCCUGGUUUUACCCCAGAAGAGAUGAACAAGCUAAGGUAUUUGUUGCAUUAUGGUGCUAGCAACACACCACCCUCUACCACUGUCCAUACUUCACCUUCACCCCCAACCUCACCCUCCAUUCAACACCAAGCCUAUUCUGUGUCUCAGUACCUACCCCCAUUUCCAAAUUACUCAGGUAAAUAUGUCUUAUCCUCAGCUAUUCAAUUCAGUAACCUCAAACCUGAUAGCUUAUGGAUCUUAGACACGGGAGCAUCUGACCACAUAGCAUGUUCCUUAGAUCUGUUUACUGAGUAUAGGAACGUACAAGACAUAUUUGUCCACUUACCAAAUUCUUUUAGAGUCUUAGUAAGUCAUAUAGGGACUGUCAAACUACCAUUUGGACUUUUCCUAUAUAAUGUUCUCCUAGUGCCCAGUUUUUCAUUCAAUCUAGUUUCAGUAAGUAGACUUACACAUGACUUUCCUCUUUCCUUACACUUUCAUUCUGAUAUUUGCCAAAUCCAGGACCUUCUAAACAAGAGGACGAUUGGUUUAGCAAGAGAAAUUAAAGGACUCUACCAGCUUACCUUUUCACAUCAGAACACCAACCUACCACAAGAUCACCACCAAAGCCAAGCAGCUAGUGUUUUCAACUUUAGCACUCAACAAGUAGACUUGUGGCACUGGAGAUUAGGGCACCCCAGCAAUGAUAGACUUAGCAUGUUACAACACAUAGAUCCAUCUGUAACUAGCUCUAAAGUAGAUCAUUGUAACAUUUGUCAUUUCUCCAAACACAAAAGACUACCUUUUCCUGUUAGCACCACUAAUGCAUACAAACCUUUUCAGCUUGUUCAUGUGGAUACAUGGGGUCCUUUGUCAGUAAUUUCUUAUGAUGGAUACAGUUAUUUCCUUAACAUUGUGGAUGAUUGUUCAAGAGCUGUUUGGGUUUAUCUGAUGCAUCAUAAAAGUGAAACCAGAGAUCUCUUUAAAGGCUUUUGUUCCCUUGUUAAAAACCAAUUCAACAGUGCAAUACAGAUUGUUAGAAGUGAUCAGGGAAAUGAAUUUGAUAUGUGUGA